UGCAGCGGAGGCAGGCAGGUGUCGUCCAGAAGCCGAGGCCACAUGGCGGCCUCCGCCGCUUUCGCCCUCCUCUUCUCCAACCUUCCCCAACCGCUUCGUCGCCGCCGCCCUCCUCCUCCUAUGCUCUCCACGCUUCGCCUCCUCCGCCGCCACCACCGCCGCCGCCGCCUCGCCGCCGCCUCCUCCGCCGCCAUGUCGUCGUCGGGCGGCGCGUCCUCCUCCUCGUCGUCAGGGGAGCGGCACGGCGUGGGGCGGAGCCCGAACCGCCUCGCCGCCGAGCACAGCCCCUACCUGCUGCAGCACGCGUACAACCCGGUCGAUUGGUAUCCUUGGGGAGAAGAGGCUUUCGAGAAGGCUCGCAGAAAGGACGUUCCCAUCUUUCUAUCAAUUGGCUAUAGCACAUGCCAUUGGUGCCAUGUGAUGGAAGUGGAGUCUUUUGAGAAUGAUGAAAUCGCAAAGAUUCUAAAUGAUGGGUUUGUUAGCAUCAAGGUGGACCGUGAAGAGCGACCAGAUGUUGACAAGGUGUACAUGACAUAUGUAUCAGCACUGUAUGGCGGUGGUGGUUGGCCUUUGAGUGUCUUUUUGUCUCCUAAUUUGAAACCGUUGAUGGGUGGUACAUACUUUCCUCCAGAUGAUAAGUACGGAAGAACAGGAUUCAAGACUAUUUUAAGGAAGGUUAAGGAGGCCUGGGAAACUAAACGCGAUGCGCUUGAGAAGACAGGAAAUGUGGUCAUCAAACAACUGCGAGAUGCAUUAUCUGCUAAAGCUAGCUCUCAAGAUAUGCCAAAUGAUCUGGCUGUUGUUUCUGUGGAUAAUUGUGUUGAAAAGCUCAUAUCUAUGCAGUUAGCAGGCAGUUAUGAUCCAAAAUUCGGUGGAUAUGGCUCUGCUCCAAAGUUUCCAAGACCUGUUGAGAAUUGUGUAAUGUUAUAUAAAUUUCGGAAGCAUUUGGAAUCUGGACAGGUGAGUGAAUCCCAAAAUAUAAUGAAGAUGAUAACUCAUACAUUGCAAUGUAUGGCAAGGGGUGGAGUUCAUGAUCACGUUGGAGGUGGCUUUCAUAGAUAUAGUGUGGAUGAGUGCUGGCAUGUCCCGCAUUUUGAGAAGAUGUUGUACGACCAAGGACAGAUAGCUAAUGUAUAUCUAGAUACAUUUCUGAUCACGGGAGAUGAGUAUUAUUCUUCAGUUGCACGUGAUAUACUUGAUUACUUGAGGAGAGACAUGAUCGGAGAAGAAGGUGAAAUUUACUCAGCAGAAGAUGCUGAUAGUGCAGAAUAUGAUGGUGCUCCAAGAAAAAGGGAGGGAGCUUUCUAUGUGUGGACUAAUAAGGAGAUUGAAGACACACUUGGGGAGAAUUCAGAGCUAUUCAAGAAUCAUUACUAUGUCAAAUCAUCUGGCAAUUGCGACCUUUCGCGGAUGAGUGAUCCUCACGAUGAGUUCAAGGGUAAAAAUGUGCUAAUAGAAAGAAAACAAGCUUCUUUGAUGGCAUCAAAGUGUGGCAAGUCUGUUGAUGAAUAUGCUCAAAUCCUGGGGGAUUGUCGGCAUAAGUUGUUUGAUGUCCGGUCAAAAAGGCCAAGGCCACAUUUGGAUGAUAAGGUUAUUGUCUCAUGGAAUGGACUAGCUAUAUCUGCUUUUGCAAGAGCUUCCCAAAUUCUGAAAUCAGAACCAACUGGAACCAGAUUUUGUUUCCCAAUUACUGGGUGCAACCCAGAGGAAUAUCUUGGAGUUGCAGAAAAGGCAGCACGUUUUAUAAAGGAAAAACUAUAUGAUAGCAGCUCAAACAGGCUGAAUCAUAGUUACCGAAAUGGGCCAGCAAAAGCACCAGGUUUUUUGGAUGAUUAUGCUUUCCUAAUAAACGGGUUGCUGGAUCUCUAUGAGUAUGGUGGUAAGAUAGAGUGGCUUAUGUGGGCUGCUCACCUUCAAGUCAUUCAGGAUGAAUUGUUCUUGGACAAACAAGGUGGUGGCUAUUUCAAUACUCCUGGAGAAGACCCUUCUGUUCUUCUGCGUGUUAAAGAAGAUUAUGAUGGUGCGGAGCCUUCUGGUAACUCAGUAGCUGCUAUCAACUUGAUCAGAUUGUCCAGUAUAUUUGAUGCAGCAAAAUCCGAUGGUUACAAAUGCAAUGUUGAGCAUCUCCUGGCUGUCUUCCAGACGAGGCUGAGGGAACUUGGUAUAGCACUGCCGUUGAUGUGUUGUGCGGCAGACAUGCUAUCUGUCCCGUCCAGGAAGCAGGUGGUUCUGGUGGGGAACAAAGAAUCGACUGAAUUCCGUGACAUGGUUGCUGCCGCAUUUUCGACAUAUGAUCCAAAUAGAACUGUGAUCCAAAUAGACCCCAGGAACACCGAGGAAAUGGGAUUCUGGGAGAGCAACAACGCCAUCAUCGCGCAGAUGGCACGUAGCAGCCCACCGGAGAAGCCAGCGGUGGCGCACGUCUGCCAGGACUUCAAGUGCAGCCCUCCGGUGACCUCUGCAGACGCUCUCCGCGUGCUGCUCAACAAGACAGUGGCAGCUGCUACUUCGUCUGCUGCUGCCUGAAGCGUCUUUCCCUCCUACGGCUAUGGAGCUCCUCUGGAAAGUACAUAAGUAACAAAUCGGCAGAGUUUUUAGCCUGCAGAAGGUUUAGCUUUCGGGUUCCCAAAGCUCUUUGAGCCGCCUCGGUUGUGUGUAGAUAUUUUUCUCUUAAUAAAAGCACUGUUUUCAUCUUGCUUCCCCUUGAGUUGCAGGCUGUUUGGAAUGUAUGAAUCUCACAUUUCACACGAGAUAAAAAAAACCAGUUUGCGUUACAAAGAUCCCGGCCCAAGGGAUCUCAGGAAAAGUGGAGUUCCAAAUGAAAAAGGAAAUCAUACUGAUGUUA
Oryza sativa Japonica Group (Japanese rice) is the source of this 2845-nucleotide messenger RNA. RefSeq lists its product as uncharacterized. Gene Ontology annotation, cellular component: chloroplast. The record is from RefSeq and is a predicted model, not a curated record. NCBI's taxonomy places the organism in Eukaryota, Viridiplantae, Streptophyta, Magnoliopsida, Poales, Poaceae. Gene Ontology annotation, biological process: carbohydrate metabolic process.